Molecule: messenger RNA, 2489 nt
Organism: Acanthopagrus latus (yellowfin seabream)
Lineage: Eukaryota; Metazoa; Chordata; Actinopteri; Spariformes; Sparidae
Gene: gde1
Product: glycerophosphodiester phosphodiesterase 1
Exons: 6
Coding region: 292-1296 (334 amino acids)
Biological process (GO): lipid metabolic process
Molecular function (GO): phosphoric diester hydrolase activity
Source: RefSeq, a predicted model, not a curated record
GCAGGAAGAGUCACUUCCGCCACAGAAAGCAACAAGCUAGAGAGCAGACAGACGCUCCUCCGGCACCGUGCAGGUUUUCUGCGGUGUCUUAUUUAUCGGCUCAAGUCACUAGUUCAUGUUACCGCCAGGCUCGACGGAGCAUGAAUUUAUCUGAAUUAGAGACUUUGAAGAGCCUAGCCGGACUGACAGCUAACAUUAGCUAACGUUGGAAGUGUCUGGCGGUGCAUUAGCUACCAGACGGUGCUCCUUCCUGUUCUUCGACAGGUCAGAGAGAGAGAGAGGGGGACAACAAUGCUGCAGCUCGGAGAUGAAGUCACCCUGUACUCGGUCGUCUUCGUGCUCGUCCUGCUGGGGACCCGGAGCCCGCUGUGGACGACCGGCCUCACCGCCUCCCUCUACCUCUUUAUGGCUAUGUUCCGGUUCCCCCAGGUACCGAGCAGCCGGGCCCAGCAGGUGCUGCACCCGGCCAAGGGCACGGCAGGCUCCGACAAAGUUUCAGUGGUAGCUCACCGGGGCGGUGGGCACGACGCACCGGAGAACACGCUGACAGCCAUCCGGGAGGCCAGUAAGAAUGGGGCGACAGGCGUGGAGUUGGACCUGGAGUUCUCAGCAGAUGGCAUCCCGAUACUGAUGCAUGAUGAGACUGUGGACAGGACCACCAACGGGUCAGGACCACUCAGCCAGUUCACACUGUCCGAGCUGGGUAAACUGGAUGCAGCAGCUAAACAUCGGCUCAGGGACAAGUUUGCCGGAGAGAAGAUCCCAACUCUGGAGGAAGCCGUGGAGGAAUGUAUCAGACUGCAGCUCAUCAUCUACUUUGAUGUCAAAGGUCAUCCGGACGAGGCAGCUGCUGCCCUUAAAGAACUGUAUAAAAAACAUCCAGUCCUCUACAACAGCAGCAUCGUCUGCUCCUUUGAGCCCAAAGUCAUCUACAGGAUGAGACAAAGUGACCCAGAAGUGGUCACAGCAUUGACCCACCGCCCGUGGAGCCUGAGUCGGCUCGGCGAUGGAACCCCGCGUUUCUCGUCGCUGUGGCAACACCAUUGGUUCACGCUAAUGGACAUGGUUUUGGACUGGGCGCACCAUCACAUACUGUGGAAGCUGUGUGGCACCUCGGCCUUCCUCAUACAGAAGAACUUUGUCUCACCGGACUACGUCCAGUACUGGGCCCAGAGGAGGGUGGAGGUGGUAGCCUGGACAGUCAACACAAAAGUUGAGAAAGAGUAUUACCAGGAGCUGCUGCAAGUCAACUACAUCACAGACAGCCUGGUGGAAGACUGUGAACCCCAUUACUGAGAAACACAUGAAACCAGCACGUGACGCGUCGACACACAUAAACAUUAAAAGCAAUCAUAUGAACGGAACAUUUCACUGUCUACUCAUCUCCCAUAAUGUGGCAUCAGGUAAGGGAACAUGUGCCACACUUUUAUUCCCACACACUCUUUGAUUUCUGUGAGUGUGUGUGUAUGAGUGCAUGUUUAUUUGAGGCAGUGAAACAAGGUGCCAUACAAGAGGCCAAGUAAGAGACAUUUUGAGGCAUUUAAAGGCAUUCUGGUCUACAGUAAGUGUCGUCGAUAGACAUGAAUCAAACGUACUGUAUUCAACAACUCAGGACUGCAAUUAAGUUUUUUUUUUUCCCUUGCUAAUCUAGUCUGAAGUGAACGACCUGAAAAUGAUUCUUACUACUAACUGCUAAUAUAAAUAUUUUAUAACUGUAAUAUACAACAGGAACAGUUUGACACACAAAUAGUUUCAGCACAGUCCAAUGCAGGUUUAUAUUGCACAUACCCCACCCAGUCUAAUCAUCACACAGUAGAUUUAAUUUUGUUUUUAAAUGUUGUGAUCUUUGUUUGAGAAUCAUCAUUUGGUUCAUGCUGGUUGUCCUCACUGUAUCUGUAGAGCGGAUACCAGUGACAGCAGCACCGUCUCAGCUUUGUUCCAUCCCAUGUCACCUCAAGGUUAUAUGCACCUCUUAAGCUAAAAGACAAGGAGUUACUCUCAUUGUAACGCAGUAUAUGAGAAAACUAUAGGACAGUGCAGGGGAACAGUAAGGGAUGAAGUGUGGUACAGUAAACUAUAAAAUGGUACUGAGAACACUGCAGACGUGUAAGCAGAUGCACAAAUGUAUCUAACAACAUUAACAACAUCUCUGUUGCAUGUAGGUGUGAAAGUAAGAUGUGCCAGUUAGCCAGCACCUGCAGUGUCAGCAUGGUACGUACAUGGAAUACUACCAUUAUUAUUAAUGUUAAUCACAUGUGUUGGACAAUUUUAAUACACUAUUGUAGGAGUUUAAAAAAAUAAUAAGACCACUAUAAUACUGUUUAUAUGCUAUUAUCAACCUCAUCUACAUUUGAUCAGUGUUUAAUUGAAGAUGACUUGACAGCUUUAAAAUGAUUAUAAAUGAUUCAUGGUUAAAUGAGUGAAAAAAGUUAAAUGCUUAUCCCACAGUUGGUCUUAAAGUUGGAAUAAAUAAAUUCUGGCGAUUUGGA